Molecule: messenger RNA, 14597 nt
Organism: Coregonus sp. 'balchen'
Lineage: Eukaryota; Metazoa; Chordata; Actinopteri; Salmoniformes; Salmonidae
Source: the annotation of a GenBank genome assembly
AUGUGGGAGUCUGGUGGACAGUCCUCCUACUGUGAUCUGUUGAUGACUCUCAUAGGCCCCCCCGUCCUGGCCCACUCUUGGCUCCUGUCUCAGCUGUAUGCCCCUGUCCUGGCCCCUGCUCUGGGAGGAAGGUGUGGAGUGCUCCUAGGCCUGGUUAGUGUCAAUGAGGGAGUUCCACACCAUUAGAUUUACUGUCAACUGAACUAGAGGCCAGAGCUUGAUUGAGUUGCGUUGAACUCUUGCUGUAGUAGGCUAUUAAAACUUUAAACAGAAUGGCUGUCCUGACGUAUACAACUAGAAAUGUACAGAAAAUAUUGAAACCCCAGGAAAACCUACUGUACCAGAGGCUGACAGACAGGUAGACGCCACUCUGACAAAGAACUGAUUUACAGAUAGAAAUGCCUCACCCCAAAUAAGCGCUCCAACUCCCUCCAUUAAUGUGACAUAUUCAAAUGUUGCAAAUCUAGAAAAGUGACAAUACAAAAUGUUUUAAAAUAUGAAUGAACUACAACAUGAACAGCUUCUUUUCCUCCUGUCCUGCUGGCAAAAUAGGAGGGAACCAUGAACAGUCUGGUGGAAAGAGAGGACAACCAAUACAGUCCAAUACACCUCACUGGGCUCGGAAUAAGUUGCCUCCUCAGUCCCAAACACCGCCACGAUGGGCCUGGCCUGGAGAGCCCACAGCAGUACACCAAAUGGCUCCCCAGCCGCCACGAGGCCAGCCUGCUGCCCAUGAGAGAGGACCUGGCUCUCUGGCUCAACACGUUUCUGGGUAGGGUGACCUUCACAUGGUUAUUAUGUUGUUACAAAACACCUGCAACUAACUUGUAACCAUCUUGGGGUUUGGGGCUUUUAAAACACUUUUAACAAUAAUAAUAUGCCAUUUAGCAGACGCUUUUAUCCAAAGCAACUUACAGUCAUGCGUGCAUACAUUUUUGUGUAUGGGUGGUCCCGGGGAUCAAACCCACUACCUUGGCACAAGGAAGGUGUCUAGACUAUGACUAAGACAAUCUGAUACAUUGGGGUUUAGCUAGAUUCUUGUGUAACAGGCCUAUUUUUGCAGUUUCUGAACAUCAAUAAAAGGUGUCAUUUUUCAAAUGUCACCGAAGGACAUACUGGUUAUGCGAUGACAUUAAAUUGGAUCAUACUUUUUAUAUUGGAUAAUGGGGACCUAGCUAUUGGUUGGUGUUCUGAACUGGAAAGGCACACAUUAACUUAAAUCCUUGAAAUACCCCUGCAUGUCUGGUCACUGAAAGGAACCCUGUUAAGAUUCCAGGGGAACAAUAUUGUUGGAAGGAAGUCAGGGAGGGCCUGAACAUGUCACAGCCUGUGUGUGUCUGGAUCGGGGAGAUGACUAGACAAUAUCCGUCACUCACACAUAGGGCUCAAUUUGCAACAAUGCAAGCCACACAUAAGUAUUUUCUAGUUCUACAACCAGGAAGUUUGCAUGAGAAUGAUGUCGUUAAUAAUAAGAUCCAAUUAACAAGGCAAAAUGCUUCAGUUUAAAAUGGCAUAAUAAAAAUGCAAAUCCCAUUACUCCCGAGCAACACCCUCAUCAUUAGUCAUGAAUAAUGCCAGAACAAUAUAGUACAUCUGUGUCAUCGCAGUGAGUAGUAACCUCAGGACAAGAACACCUGUGUAAUGACAUAUAACGCCCUACAUAAUAAGUAUGUUAGCUACAGUGAGGGAAAAAAGUAUUUGAUCCCCUGCUGAUUUUGUAUGUUUGCCCACUGACAAAGACAUGAUCAGUCUAUAAUUUUAAUGGUAGGUUUAUUUGAACAGUGAGAGACAGAAUAACAACAAAAACAUCCAGAAGAACGCAUGUCAAAAAUGUUAUAAAUUGAUUUGCAUUUUAAUGAGGGAAAUAAGUAUUUGACCCCUCUGCAAAACAUGACUUGGCAAAGUGGCAAAACCCUUGUUGGCAAUCACAGAGGUCAGACGUUUCUUGUAGUUGGCCACCAGGUUUGCACACAUCUCAGGAGGGAUUUUGUUCCACUCCUCUUUGCAGAUCUUCUCCAAGUCAUUAAGGUUUCGAGCCUGACGUUUGGCAACUCAAACCUUCAGCUCCCUCCACAGAUUUUCUAUGGAAUUAAGGUCUGGAGACUGGCUUGGCCACUCCAGGACCUUAAUGUGCUUCUUCUUGAGCCACUCCUUUGUUGCCUUGGCCGUGUGAUUUGGGUCAUUGUCAUGCUGGAAUACCCAUCCACGACCCAUUUUCAAUGCCCUGGCUGAGGGAAGGACGUUCUCACCCAAGAUUUAACGGUACACGGCCCUCCAUCGUCCCUUUGAUGCGGUGAAGUUGUCCUGUCACCCCCAAAGCAUAAUGUUUCCACCUCCAUGUUUGACGGUGGGGAUGGUGUUCUUGGGGUCAUAGGCAGCAUUCCUCCUCCUCCAAACACGGCGGGUUGAGUUGAUGCCAAAGAGCUCCAUUUUGGUCUCAUCUGACCACAACACUUUCACCCAGUUCUCCUCCUCAUUGGCAAACUUCAGACGGCCCUGUAUAUGUGCUUUCUUGAGCAGGGGGACCUUGCGGGCGCUGCAGGAUUUCAGUCCUUCACGGCGUAGUGUGUUACCAAUUGUUUUCUUGGUGACUAUGGUCCCAGCUGCCUUGAGAUCAUUGACAAGAUCCUCCCGUGUAGUUCUGGGCUGAUUCCUCACCGUUCUCAUGAUCAUUGCAACGCCACGAGGUGAGAUCUUGCAUGGAGCCCCAGGCCGAGGGAGAUUGACAGUUCUUUUGUGUUUCUUCCAUUUACGAAUAAUCGCACCAACUGUUGUCACCUUCUCACCAAGCUGCUUGGCGAUGGUCUUGUAGCCCAUUCCAGCCUUGUGUAGGUCUACAAUCUUGUCCCUGACAUCCAUGGAGAGCUUUUUGGUCUUGGCCAUGGUGGAGAGUUUGGAAUCUGAUUGAUUGCUUCUGUGGACAGGUGUCUUUUAUACAGGUAACAAGCUGAGAUUAGGAGCACUCCCUUUAAGAGUGUGCUCCUAAUCUCAGCUCGUUACCUGUAUAAAAGACACCUGGGAGCCAGAAAUCUUUCUGAUUGAGAGGGGGUCAAAUACUUAUUUCCCUCAUUAAAAUGCAAAUCAAUUUAUAAUAUUUCUGACAUGCUUUUUUCUGGAUUUUUUUGUUGUUAUUCUGUCUCUCACUGUUCAAAUAAACCUACCAUUAAAAUUAUAGACUGAUCAUUUCUCUGUCAGUGGGCAAACGUACAAAAUCAGCAGGGGAUCAAAUACUUUUUUCCCUCACUGUACUAUAUAGUCACUUAUCAUGUACAGCUGAUUUUUUUAGUAAUAGUGUAUAAGUAAAUAAAACAUUAUUAGAUGUAAAGCACACCAUGAUACAGUACCACUAUUUGAUGUCAUAUGGGCUCUCCUUUCUGUGGCCUGCUUAGCAUGGUGUUGGUGACUGACAUUUCUCGCCACAGACUCUGGGGUCACAGCUGACAGCCUGAUGGACAGGCUGGAUAAUGGAGUUCUGCUGUGCCAGCUGGCCCAGGAGCUACAGGAGAGGAUGAUCCAAGCCAGCAACGGCAAGGUAGGAUACAAACAUACAUGACCAUAGACACCAUACAUUACAUGAUCACAAUUAAGAAUAUCUGUCUUUCAUUAACUUACUUACGGCACACAAAUGGAUGUAUAUAUCAGUGGCUCAGUCUAAAGAUACGAUCUGCAAUUUUUAAAUUAUGUUGAAACCUAACCAUCACUUGAAAGUAGACAAUUUUUCACUGAGUCUCUGGUUUUGAAGUCACCAUCUAUGGUUCUCCUCACCCCUUCUCAGAGUGCUGCUGAUACUGACUGGGACCACCCAUAAGUAAAACUAUCAUAUUGUUCAACAACUGAUGAAACUAACACUGUAAACAAGUAAAAACAUGUGAUCAGUGUUAUUUCCUGAUAGUUGCUGGUUGAAAAUACAAUCUACACAGGACCUUCCAACCAGCAGGUUUUGCAUGGGUGGAGUUUUGGCUUGCCUGGUGACAUCACCAGGCAGUUAAUUAGUUAAAGGCGUGCAGUCAAAAAUUUGAUUUUCUUGUGUUUUAUAUAUAUUUCCACACUAUGAGGUUGGAAUAAUACUGUGAAAUUAUGAAAAUGAUGAUAAUGCCCUUUUAGUGUAAGAGCUGUUUGAAAAGACCGCCUGAAAUUACAGCCUGUUUUGGUGGGAUCGAGUUUUGGCCUGCCUGGUAUCAUCACCAGGCGGUACAUUAGUUAAUAGAGCAAUAUCAAAGAGAGUUCCAAACCUCUCUGGCAAUAACAGCUAGUUUUCAGUUUUCCCCUCCCCAUUCAAACCACUCCCAAACAGUCCUAGCAAAAUUCUUGCUUGAGAAAUCGUUUUUUUGCUAAAAGCAAUUUCUGUUUCUUUUGGAUUUUUUUAAAUGGAAAACUAUUACAGUAAGGUACUUAAUUGUUACCCAGAAAUGAAUUGAUAUUGAUAUUUUCCCCAGCCCUUCAUCCGCAGGGUGAUUCAUUGGCGAGCUGAUGCUACUUCUGGCUCUUUCUUUGCCCGGGACAACACUGCCAACUUCCUCUACUGGUGUCGGAAGAUUGGUGUGGAUGAGACCUACCUGUUUGAGUCUGAAGGUUUGGGUGAGUGCCUACUUGUUUGUCCUCCGUCUUGCACUGACAGGACACAAAUCUGUCCUUAAACAACCAAUGUCCAUCAAGUUGUCUAUCUGUUUGAGAGAGAAUCUGUCAAAGUGUUGAUCUGUAAAUCUCUGAGUCAACGAGAUGAACUCAUGAACACUGAAAUGGUGUGGCUAAUUGGCAACAGACCCUACAGUUAGUUCAUUAACACAAUUCUGCCAAUUCUAAUCUGUUAUAAAUUUGUGCUCUGGAUGUGCGACGUCCAGAGACUUACCAGAGAUGUCUGCUUUUAAAACUUUCCCAUCUCUACUCUCAUCCAUACCUACUCUAUCAUACCCUCUCAUGAGACCAUGGGAGGCCUCUGGCAGUAGUCUCUGGAAUAGUUUAUUUCUUGUGCCUGUUCUGGAUUAGUAGCCUGUGCCCUGUAGAAAGACUGCGUUGUUGCCCAUUCGGUCCUCUUCUCUGUCCUCUAGAAGCAUGGCCCCACUGGGAAAACACUCCAGUGUCACCUGUCUUUGUCCACUGACUUCCUGGCUUUGAUCUGUGACUGUCACUAUGAGAACGCCAGUCAUGCUUCCUCACUAGCUGUAGAGGAUUUAGCGAGUGGGUGAGAUGGUUUAAAGGGAAUGAAAGAGACAGAGAUGUUCAGGUGGAUCAGUGGAGAUGGAAAGCAGGUCAGCUCAAAGUGCUAGCUGACUCUGUACCUUGAAUAGAGGGAUGAUACGCUGCUGCUACUCUCUGUUAAUUAUCUAUGCAUAGUCACUUUACCUCGACCUACAUGUACAUAUUACCUCAAUUACCUCGACUAACCUGUGCCCCUGCACAUUGACUCUGUACCGGUACCCCCUAUAUAUAGCCUUGUUACUGUUAUUUUAUUGUUGCUCUUUAAGUAUUUGCUAUUGUUCUAAUUUGUUAUUUUUUUCAUAUUUUUUUUAUUUAUUUACUGUUUAUUUAGUAAAUACUUUCUUAACACUUAUUUUUUCUGAACUGCAUUGUUGGUUAAGGGCUUGUAAGUAAGCAUUUCACUGUAAGGUCUACACCUGUUGUAUUCGCCGCAUGUGACAAAUAAAAUUGGAUUUGAUUUUAUAUAUCUUCUUAUGUGACUUGGAUUCCUCUUGUCUUUGGAUCAUGUUUCCCUCAUUCACCUCUGUUUCUGUUCGAUGUCUUCAGUACCUGAGGAACAUGGGAGACCUUGCAGUUACAGUGGCUUGCGAAAGUAUUCACCUAUUUUGUUGCCUUACAACCUGGAAUUAAAAUUGAUUCUUUGGGGGUUUGUAUAAUUUGAUUUACACAACAUGCCUACCACUUUGAAGAUGCAAAAUAAUUUUUCUUGUGAAACAAACAACAAAUAAGACAAUAAAACUGAAAACUUGAGCGUGCAUAACUAUUCACCCCCUCAAAGUCAAUACUUUGUAGAGCCACCUUUUGUAGCAAUUACAGCUGCAAGUCUCUUGGGGUAUGUCUCUAUAAGCUUGACACAUCUAGCCACUGGGAUUUUUUUCCCAUUCUUCAAGGCAAAACUGCUCCAGCUCCUUCAAGUUGGAAGGGUUCCACUGGUGUACAGCAAUCUUUAAGUCAUACUACAGAUUCUCAAUUGGAUUGCGGUCUGGGCUUUGACUAGGCCAUUCCAAUACAUUUAAAUGUUUCCCCUUAAACCACUCGAGUGUUGCUUUAGCAGUAUGCUUAGGGUCAUUGUCCUGCUGGAAGGUGAACCUCCGUCCCAGUCUCAAAUCUCUGGAAGACUGAAACAGGUUUCCCUCAAUACUUUCCCUGUAUUUAGCGCCAUCCAUCAUUCCUUCAAUUCUGACCAGUUUCCCAGUCCCUGCCGAUGAAAAACAUCCCCACAGCAUGAUGGUGUUCUCGGGGUGCUGAGAGGUGUUGGGUUUGCGCCAGACAUAGCGUUUUCCUUGAUGGCCAAAAAGCUCAAUUUUAGUCUCUCUGCCUUCUUCCAUAUGUUUGGGGAGUCUCCCACAUGCCUUUUGGCGAAUACCAAACGUGUUUGCUUCUUUUUUUCUUUAAGCAAUGGCUUUUUCUGGCCACUCUUCCGUAAAGCCCAGCUCUGUGGAGUGUACGGCUUAAAGUGGUCCUAUGGACAGAUACUACAUUCUCCGCUGUGGAGCUUUGCAGCUCCUUCAGGGUUAUCUUUGGUCUCUUUGUUGCCUCUCUGAUUAAUGCCCUCCUUGCCUGGUCCAUGAGUUUUGGUGGGCGGCCCUCUCUUGGCAUGUUGUGGUGCCAUAUUAUUUCCAUUUUUUAAUAAUGGAUUUAAUGUUGCUCUGUGGGAUGUUCAAAGUUUCAGAUAUUUUUUUAUAACCCUAACAACUUUGUCCCUGACCUGUUUGGAGAGCUCCUUGGUCUUCAUGGUGCCGCUUGCUUGGUGGUGCCCCUUGCUUAGUGGUGUUGCAGACUCUGGGGCCUUUCAGAACAGGUGUAUAUAUACUGAGAUCAUGUGACAGAUCAUGUGACACUUAGAUUGCACACUGGUGGACUUUAUUUAACUAAUUAUGUGACUUCUGGAGGUAAUUGGUUGCACCAGAUCUUAUUUAGGGGCUUCAUAGCAAAGGGGGUGAAUACAUAUGCAUGCACAACUUUUCUGUUAUUUAUUUUGUAUGUCCAUUACAUGAAAUCCAAAUGAAAAUCCAUUUAAAUUACAGGUUGUAACGCAAAAACGCCAACGGGGAUGAAUACUUUUGCAAGUCACUGUAUAGCAUGUUGACCUCAUUUUGUGAUAUUAACUGUGUGUGUGCAGUAUACAUAUUCCACCUGGGCAUGUUCCUGCAUGGGCAUGCGUGAGACAUGUGUAGGUUUAACUUCCAUACGCAGCAGUUUGCCCCCUAGGCUGACUAAACUGUAUGUUUGACACAGGAAUUUUAAAGUCAUUCAUACUGUAUAUUUUCAUACGUACAUAAUUGCUUAUAUUUUUGUACUUCAAUGUACAACUACAUGUAAGUAAGUGUAUACUGUGUAUUUAUGGCAUUAUGUCUACUCUACUCUAUUCCUGCUUUCUCUCCUCCCUUUUCCCUGAUGGAUUUACAGAACAGAGGAAUGACAAGGAAAUUCAUUGACAAUUUCAAAGAUCAAAGGUUACCUAUGGACACAUUUGUACCAUAAUACCAUAACCUUUCCCCGUUUUUUUGUGUUUUUGUGGUGCUUCCUUUUCAUGUUAAGCUACUGAGAGAAGUUAAUUUCACUACAUGGUAUAUCUAUGAUUCCUUUCCCUCCAAAGCUAAACUACAUCUUCUGUCCCUGUGAAUUGAAAUGCCAUGUUAAGAACAAGAUAUGAUUUUGUUUUGAUAAGUCUUUUAAUCACUUUCGAGAUCCUAACUUUGAAGACUACUGAUGAUUACAGGCAUUGAGCGUGCUGUGUUCAGCCUGCAUGCCCACGUUUUCUUUACACACGUGUCUGGCGGCUGCAGGGAUUUGAGUUCAGCUUCAAAGAUAGCUGGGCGCUGGAGAAAGGCAGAACCUCUCCUGAGUCCUGACUGACAUUCACACAUAUUCAAAAUUCUGCUCUUGUUUUCAUUUUCCACAAAGAUAAUGUCCUGUUUUAUCUUUGCAUGCAUCUCUUUUGGCAGCUGAAUGACACUCAUUGUUAAUGGGUAGCAUGUGUGUGGUGUUUGUGGAUCUUGAAAUGUGAACACAUUGGUUUAAUCUUUAUUCAAUUUUGUCUGUGUGCUUCCUCAUAUUCAAAUGGCUUGGUGCAGGACGAAGGUUGUUUUUGUGUGUCCUGACAUCCUGACAGUCUUUAUGGUUUGUCAAGUGCGUUCAUAUAAACACACAUUUAACUGCUGUUCAUGUCAUCAGGCUUUAUACAUUAAUAUGACAGUAUUUGUUCAGCCAUUACAUAUGUUCUGUGUGUGUGCUUUAUGGGCAGUGCUCCACAAACAGCCUCGGGAGGUGUGUCUCUGUCUUAUGGAGCUGGGAAGGAUUGUAGCCAGGUGAGUUGUCAUGACCCUGUGUACAUCAUUCACUCACAAAUAUUAGACUUGCACAACAAAAAAUGUAAGUGCCUUUGAACGGGGUAUGGUAGUAGGUGCCAGGUGCACUGGUUUGUGUCAAGAACUGCAACGCCGCUGGGUUUUUCAUGCCCAACAGUUUCCCGUGUGUAUCAAGAAUGGUCCACAAUACAAAGGACAUCCAGCCAACUUGACAUAACUGUGGGAAGCAUUAGAGUCAACAUGGGCCAGCAUCUCUGUGGAACGAUUUCGACACCUUGUAGAGUCCAUGCCCUGACGAAUUGAGGCUGUUCAGUGUAUUGAGCUGAAUUGGAGUAUUGACACUGACUUGGUUAUUGUGUCUGUGUAUUUUCCCCAGCCCUUCGUUCAUGUCCUCAGGCUUUCUACAUAAAGAUAAUACAUUAAUAUGACACAACUGUACUUUCCCCAGUUCAUGGAAUCUUUCUUUACCAACUGUCUAACAGUCGUGGUGUCACACUGACUCGCUCUCGCUCUCAGGUAUGGUGUGGAGCCCCCAGGGUUGGUGAAGCUGGAGAGGGAGAUAGAGAGGGAGAUAGAGAGGGAGGAGGCAGGGUCUCUAUCCCAAUCAUCACCUCUGGCCUUCCCCUUCCCCUCACCCACAAGUCUUCCCUUAAUCUUACCGCUGCUCCGUGCUCCUACCCCCCCCUGCACCCCCUACCCCCCCUACCCCCCCUACCCCCCUGCACCCCCUACCCCCCCUGCACCCCCUGCUUCUGUAACCCCACCACCCAGUCCAAGCCCAAUAGACCCUACUCCUCCAACUUCCAUCUCAUCCUCAUCAACCACCACUAUCAUGUCUUCCACUCAAACCUCAUCUGUUACCACUGUCACAACCUCCAACUCAGACCCCUCCCACAACACCAACCACAGAUCCUAUCUCAGCCCUGAGCCUUACAGAAACCCCUGUCUCCCCCUCUCCACCACCUCCUUCACAUCCUCCAUCACUGCCGUCAUCUCCAUCCCAACCCUCACCCUCUCCCUCACCUAAGCCCAUGGCGCGUCAUCCAAGCAAAUCAUCUGCUAAGAAGAUGCCAAGCACAUGCAACUUGUUGGAUGACAUUGUAAGUACCUCUCAAAUAGGCCUAAAAUAACCAUGAAUUACCCUUCAAUGUAAUGAGAAAUGCAGUAGGUAAUCAGUGUCAUCUUGCCCCACUGACUGUACCGUAGGAAAGAUCUUAAGUAUUGACCUAGUCUAGCACACCAGACUUCCUCCCCAAGUGUUUAUCAAACAUUCUUAGCGUUGAUAAUGCUGGUAGGUAAAGCCUACGGGUCUUUGCUUGCUUUAUCUGAGAGAUGUUUUGUGUUCCAGGUGAGGAACAUCAUCGAAGACCCGCCAUGCAGCUGCCCCACCAAGUUCCCUGUGGAGAAGCAUCCUAAAGGCCGCUACCGUGUCGGGGAGAAGGUCCUCUACAUACGGGUAUGUCUACACCCCUUCCUUCACCCUAAUUGUCGGGGUUAAUAAACCAUGGAAGUAGAUUAUAUUUAUAUUUUGCUAUACAGCAGUGAGUGACAACAUAAUGUAUAGGACACAUACUGUACGGACAUAAAACAUUAAUUUAAACCAACAACCACAUAAGGAAAUGUAAGGAAUUUAAUUAGUUGGUAUUGACUUACUACCAACAUAUUACAUUCUUUACAUUUCCUUAUGUGGUUGUUUUUUAAUCAAGUGAUAUUUAAGAAUGUUGAUUGACAUAUAUUCAGAAUAUUGAGCAAUGAGGGCAUGUUUGCUACACUAAGCUGCAAUAAGUGGGGUUCUGUAGAGAAGGACUUGUUCCAGGCAAAGUCGCAUGGGAUACAGGGUUGCUUGGCAACGGUAGACUGAGUUCACACCUUCUAAUGGGAAAAAAGUCUUAUUAAAACAUGCCCAGGUUUGUAUUACCUGAUAUGUCAUAAUAUGUAUUGAAUGUGUCUUACAAAUAUGUUAUUCUAUAUUAUUUUGUUAAACAAAAAGUGAAACCUUAGCUAUAAUGUCAAAUUAAAAUGUAUACUUGAUUGAGUGAAAUGUGUAUUUUGCCUUUAGUUGCUCCAUGUCUAAUAUAUUCUGAAAUGGACUAUUCAAUUCCACAGAAAAUGUACUAACAAUUGGAUGGGGUCGCACUCUAUGGGCUUAAUGAACCAGAAAUGUAUCAAUUGCUUCCUCAGUGGAAGCUUUCCCUAUAUGGCCUUGACUGACACUGUAGCAUCGUCUGUCUUCUGUCCACACUGAGCAGACAGACCAAGCCGUAUGUUGUUUCUCAUCUUUUGGGGACAAUUGGUCACCAACAGCAGACCGUUUGAAUGCUCAGUCAAUCUUAUUGAAAUCCAUUGGCUUAGAAUAUGUUACUCAAUAACAGUAUGUGAUUUAGCUGUCUUUGUCAAUAAGCUGACACGCUGAGUUACAACUCCAUUCCUAUUUUUCUUCCCUGAGCAACAGACACGUUAUUUUUACUGCCCAUUUAGAUAUAAUGGCUGCCUUAGACUCACUGAACACCUGUUUCUCAGAAUAGUCAAAUGUCUAACAUGGGAAAACAUGCUCUUACACCACAUCAAAGAAAAUGGAGGUCAUAAAAAUGGAUAGCCAAGGGAGGUUGUUGGUUUAUGGCCAAGUUCAGUGAGGCUGUAUGUUUAGGAUGAACAUUUACAAAAUGGAGAAAUAUGCGUACCCUGAAGGUUUCAUGGUCAGGGUAUUGUAGUUUUCCUUUCUUUCAUCCUUCAGUGUUUCUCGGCAACCAAGGUCAUAUGACUGGGGUUUGGUUGCAUGUGAACUGCUUGUCUGUUGAAGCUCUGUAUUUUUCCUGAUAUUCCGGAUGCCCUCCCCUAAACACACUUUGGCAUAUUUUAGUCUUCUGGGGUUUCCUGAGCAUAACUGCUAAUUACAGAUGUAAUUAAUUACAGCAACAUGGACUACAUUACCCUUUUCCAGGCUACGUUACCUUUUUCACUUUAGAUUGUCUGUGUGCCCAACAUCUCCAUUCUAACUGUUAUUACUGUGCAGCAGAGGUAUUCAACAGGGGUCCGCGGCCCAUGUACUGCAGGGGGUCUGCAAAAAGAUACAUAAAAAUACAAUAAAAAAGUGAUUAUUCAUUUAUUUUAUUAUUUCAAUGUUUUUACGAAUAUCGCUAGCAACAACAGAAUAAAUGCAUUGUGAAAAAAAGAACAAAUAUAUACAUUUUAUUGUCAUCCACACCAGAAAAGAGGAUAUCUUAUUUUCUUUCUAAUGUCAACUAACGUAUGAUGGGGGUCCCUGGGUCGCUGGUUGCCUAGGAGGGGAUCCCUGGGCAAGAAAAGGUUGAAGACCGCUGCUGGUACAGCACUACCUGCAGGAUACACAGUCCUUUCUCUCAAUCACUAAAAAACACGCUUCUCUUCUCUGUAUGAAUAGAGCACUACAGUCCAUUCCACUCCUCUGUAAAGAUGUUACCCGUGUGUAUGUGUGGAGUGAUGCCCAUUAAUGGCCAUUAACCAGGCACUGAUAACCCCUGUCUGUCUGUCUGUCUGUCUGGCUGUAUGAGUCCUGUGAUGUUUGCUUGGCUUUUUAAAGAGCAGAAUCUAUUGAUUACUAAGACCAAGUCAUUAGUGGUGUGAUUUAAUCAGACAGCUCAUUGAAGCCUGGCCUGGUAUGACACCCCCUCUCUCCACUGGAGAUGUUUCAAUCAUGCUAGCCCUGCAGGGCUCCAUGCAGAAUUCUCAGCUGUUGAAGAAAGGAAGGCUUUUCUUCUCCGAGCCCAAUUAAGCACCAGGCUUUAUAGCAGGGAUGGUAACUGUCUGUCUGGCACUGAAGAGAAGGGAGAAAUUAAAACCUCUCGCAAUAUCAUCUCACUUCCAUGACUUCCUAUUUCCAUCAGAACACAUAGGAGCUUUGUUUGGUUUGCUUUAUAUUUUACCAGUGGUCUGACAGCUAUAAAAAGAAGACAUAUCUCCAUUAAGCAAUCAUUGAAGUUCUAUGGGAUUACCUAAAAGGAAAAAGUUGUUUCAUUUAAGAAUAGGUAGGAGACAGUGGUUAGGUUAUAUUGAAGUCCCUGCCCUUUUUGCAUGUGACAAGAUCCUCCCAUAGAGUGAGAUACAUGUGAAUUGUCUAUUUUUGUAGAAUACAUGAUCCAAGUCAUGAUACCCACGAAAUAAGAUGAUACAAUACAAUUACUCCAUCUCUCAUGUAAUGACCAAUGCAAUCACAAUAUAUUUCCUCAGAAGGGAAUGGCUAAAGCCUGGCCCCUAGUGGAUGAUGGGUGAAGGCCCCUUCCUUCCAUUAGCAUUCUCAUGAAUCUUUCAACAAUAAACGAGAGGAAAGAGAAUCAAUAGAGCUGCCAGGGAAGGAGGACACAGGGGAAUCCAGCAGUCAGCUUAUGGGCUGUAGUCAAGGCACAUGUGUGGGGGGCAGUGGCUGUUAGAAUGAAUGUGAUUAUAUAGAGAGAGAAGAAAAUGUCUGCCGCAGGGGGUUGUGUGCAGAAUUGCUGAGAAAGUCUACUUGCAUAAUUUUACUAUGUGAAUAUUUAGUUUUGAGAGUUAUAGCAGUCAUAACGUAUUUUGACUAGUGUUCUGAGUUGACUAGUGUUCUGUUACAUCUGCAAAUAUAUUUUCCUCAUAAAGCUCUUGAAAUGUGGUGCUUUCGAGAGACUAUUGAAAAGACAAAUCCUUAUAGCCUACAGUAUUUUAUCCCACAUUUGUAUGGACAGCUCUAACCUAAGGUUGAUGAAUGGGAAAAAACCUAAAUAGGUGUUUCCCUCCACUGCUCCCCCUCCCACUCCCUCUCUCUUACCCUUGUGUUUGUGUGUUAUGUCAAACUUGACCCCGCUGUCAGCGAUAACAUUUUAAUCUGCCGGUGGACAGCUGAGGCAGAUCACGUCUCAGGGGCUCCUUAGGUUGGUAAAUGGGAUUACCAGGCAUUGUCUGUGUGCACGUGUGUGCUUGUGUGUGUGUGUAUUCACUUACACCCCAUCCACCAUCCAUCUCACCAUUAGUAUGCAUAGUGGAGGACAGGAGGCGUAUAGCAGGAGUGUAAAUCUGCUUGUAUUAUCACAUUCUUAAUGGCUCCAUAAUGAAGGGGUUAUGGGCGAUAAGGAAGGAGGGGGUGGGCCGGUGUUGACAGAGGGACGGAUGGCCAGGCAAGGCCUCUUGGGAUUCUAGAUGUCUGUGUGGAGCUACAGCUUUGUACAGAGACAGCAGGCUCUAUUUUGCUGCUUUCAUUUUCUUACAAUCCGACUGUAUUAUUUGAGAGCUGUUGCCAUGGCAGCGUCAGGUUUGCACCAGACCAGCGGGUGAUGUGUAGAGGAAGGUGUCUAUGCUGUAGUUGUCAGAGGGCUUGAUUUUAAAGAGUGCUGAUCUCUCAGAGUGUUUGCCUGCUAUCACGGGUAUUCUAAGUGGAACACUGUACAUGGGGACUUCACACCAACGUACCAUUUACAAAUGCUGUGUCCUCUGAGUGCGUGUCUGCGUGCCUGCGUACCCGUGCGUGCAUGUGUCUGUGGAUUAGUCCACUGCAUGUGCUCAGCUGGCGUCAUGAGGCAGUGUUUCAUUUGGCUUAAUGAGAUUUUGACAAAGCUGUCUCUUUCUAUGGCUCAGAGAUCAUUUGACUUUCAUGAGGGCUGUUGCACAGGCAGAAGGAACUGGUAAAUAUUUGAUUAGAAAGGUAUCUUCUCUUGGCUCAAAGAGCAGUUUCAGUCUGGGGAGGGGAUCAUAACAUUUUCCAAGGUUACUAUGCCUUGGCCUACUUGAAAUCAGACACAGGUGAAGGAGGAUUCAAAACCAAGCUAUGUACUGAGCAACAAACAAGUACUUUUGUUGUGAUAUGGUUGAAUUGGUUAAGUUGCUCAAAUGUCUCUGUCUCUGACUAUCCCCUCAAUCUUGUUCUUCCUGCAGAUGCUGAAUGAGCGUCAUGUGAUGGUGCGCAUCGGGGGCGGCUGGGAGACCUUGGGAUGUUACCUGCUGAAGCAUGACCCCUGCCGGAGUCCACCGGUGACCCCGGUCAGGACCUGUCGGGGCAAAGGCAAGUCCCCCAACAUGAAGGACCUCUCACCACUGUCACCAGACAGCUACAUGGUGGUGGGUGCACACUACCGUGCCAAGAAAUAA